UUAUUCGAUUCUUAAUCAGCAUGAAAUUUUCUAUCGAAAUCAAUCAUAAAAUGGUAGGGGUAGGCAACUGAAACAGUGCCUAGAUUUCUUCUUCACUAAAAUGUUUUUGUUGUGAACCUAACGAAGUCUGAGUUCCAAAGUAACCUAAUAUUCAAACAUAAAUUUAUUUCCAUUAGAAAUGUCUAAAACUAUAGCUGUCUUUGGUGCAACAGGAAACCAAGGAGGCUCAGUGCUUCGUUCGUUAGUAGAAAGAGAUUGUUAUCAUUUGAAAGCAGUAACUAGAAAUAUUAACUCACAAAAAGCAAAAGACUUUUCCCACCUUAAAAAUGUCACAUUAGCAGAAGCUGAUUUAGACAAUAAAGAAAGCGUUGAUAUUGUUUUAAAAGGUUGCUAUGGUGCUUUUCUUGUCACUGAUUUUACUUCUCAUUUUGUAAAAAAUAGAGAGGUUGAACAGGGUGUUAACUUCAUUGAUAAAGCUAUAGCAAACAAUGUUAAACAUAUAGUUUUUAGUGGUUUGGAAAAUAUAGAGUCUCAAAUUCACGAACCUUGUUUACAUUUUGACUAUAAAGCAGCCAUUGAAGACUAUGGUAUAAAACAAAAGGAUAAAAUUCACUUUACUUCGGUUCGAAUGCCUAUGUACUAUCAAGAAGUUGUUGGAAGCGUUUUUAAUAAGGCAUUUGGAAAUAGAUUUUUACUAAAUAUACCUAUGGACAAAGAAAAAAUAGUUUAUCUAAUGAAUGUUGAUGAUAUUGGUAAUUGUGUUGCAAGUGUAUUUGAUCACCCUGAACUGUACAAAUCACAAAUCAUUGAACUUUGUGGAGAUUACAUGAAAGUCCAAGAUUUAGUAAUACUUUUGAACCAGGAGUUGUCACCCCUUAAAGUUUACUUUCCAGGAGGUUCAUUUAACAGAUUUCUCUUUAAGUAUAUAUUAAAAUUUCCAGGUGUUAAUGAUAUUCGAGUAAUGUUUGAUUAUUUCAAUUAUUUCAAUCAUCAAAUCAAGCGUGAUUCUGAUAUAACAAAAAAGCUUAAUCCUGAUGUUGUCAAUUUUUCUACUUGGCUUAAAAAAAAUCGUACUCAAAUUAUUUCUAACAAAACUGCAUAAUUCUUUACAUGCAUGAGUAUAUAUAUAUAUAUAUAUAUAUAUAUAUAUAUAUAUAUAUAUAUAUAUAUAUAUAUACUCAUGAGCGCAGUAAAAGUUUUGAUUUUUAAUGAUUUGGCACUACCGUAUUCCGUAAAAACAUCUGGCAACCCUAUGUAACGCUGACAUUUUUUGAUAUAAGAAUAAAUAAGAAUAAAUAAUGUUUAUUUAUAACAAUAAAAAAUAGAAUUUUUAUAUAUUUAUGUUUGUGAAAUACACUUUUGUAUACAUUUUUUACUAUUGAC
This is a messenger RNA of Hydra vulgaris (swiftwater hydra), 1383 nucleotides long. Its product is annotated as nmrA-like family domain-containing protein 1. Gene Ontology annotation, cellular component: nucleus. The record is from RefSeq and is a predicted model, not a curated record. Lineage: Eukaryota; Metazoa; Cnidaria; Hydrozoa; Anthoathecata; Hydridae. Gene Ontology annotation, molecular function: protein binding.